UCACUUUUAGGAAUCUCAAAAAGACCACACAAACAUACAUACACACACAAAAAAAAAAAGAGAGAGAGAGAGAGAGAAAAAAAAAAUAUGACUAGGGAGAGAUGGAGUUUCGUCAUCAUCCUUUCGAUUAUCUCAUUGUUAGCAAAUACGAUUAAUUCUCUACAACUAGAUCGGCACAGUUUUCCUCAUGGUUUCAUUUUUGGAACAGCUGCUUCAGCGUUUCAGUACGAAGGUGCAACAAACGAAGGCGGCAAAUCUCCAACAAUAUGGGACCACUUCAGCCGCACUUAUCCAGAAAGGACCAAAAUGCAUAACGCAGAUGUAGCAGUUGAUUUUUACCAUCGUUACAAGGAUGACAUCAAAUUGAUGAAGGAGCUAAACAUGGAUGCUUUCCGAUUCUCGAUCUCGUGGUCCAGAUUAAUUCCCAGCGGAAAACUAAAAGAUGGAGUAAAUAAAGAAGGUGUACAAUUUUACAAGGAUCUCAUCGACGAACUUCUUGCUAAUGAUAUACAACCUUCUAUGACGCUUUAUCAUUGGGACCAUCCACAAUCUUUGGAGGACGAGUACGGUGGCUUUUUAAGCCCUAAAAUCGUAGAAGAUUUCCGAGAUUUCGCAAGAAUUUGUUUCGAAGAAUUUGGAGAUAAAGUUAAGAUGUGGACAACGAUCAAUGAACCAUACAUUAUGACUGUUGCGGGUUAUGAUCAAGGUAACAAGGCUGCUGGGCGAUGCUCCAAAUGGGUAAACGAAAAGUGUCAUGCUGGUGAUUCGAGUACCGAACCUUACAUUGUUUCACAUCAUACUCUUCUUGCUCAUGCCGCUGCAGUAGAAGAAUUCCGAAAAUGUAAACAAAUUUCGCAUGAUAGCCAAAUCGGGAUAGUAUUGUCCCCACGAUGGUUUGAGCCUUAUCAUUCUGAUUCUGCUGAUGAUAAAGAAGCAGCUGAACGAGCUCUUGCUUUUGAAAUUGGAUGGCAUCUCGAUCCAGUGAUUUAUGGAGAUUAUCCAAAUAUCGUAAAAAAAUAUGCAGGACAUAAAUUACCUUCAUUUACUGCAGAACAAUCAAAUAUGUUAAAAAAUUCAUCUGAUUUUGUUGGAGUAAAUUACUAUACGGCACGCUUUGCUGUUCAUACACCUCAGAUCGAUCCUGAAAAGCCUCGUUUCAAAACUGAUCAUCAUGUCGAAUGGAAAAGUACCAACCACAGUGGCCACCUUAUUGGACUUGGGGAAGAAAGGGGUUUAUUGUUGUCAUAUCCGGAAGGCUUGCGAAAAGUUCUAAACUAUAUCAAAGACAGAUACAAUAACAUGCCAGUCUACAUCAAAGAAAAUGGAAUCAAUGAUAACGACGAUGGCACACAACCAAGAGAAGAGAUUCUUAAGGACACAUUUAGGAUUGAAUACCAUAAGACACAUUUCGAAGAACUUCACAAAGCUAUAGUGGAAGAUGGGUGUGACGUAAGAGGAUAUUAUGCAUGGUCAUUGAUGGACAAUUUUGAAUGGGAACAUGGAUACACAGCUAGAUUUGGUCUUUAUUAUGUUGACUUUGUCAAUGGUCUUAAACGUUAUCCAAAAGAUUCGGUCAGAUGGUUUAAACGGUUCCUUAAGAGAUCGGUCGGAGAGACUAAAAAAGAAGAAGUGAUCAAGGAGAUGAUGUCAUGUAAGAAGUCACGUGAGGAGGGGAAUAAGACACUGUAUGAGCAAGAGGUACAAUCUGCGGGCUUCUUUGUAUCUUUCAUGGCGGGGAACCAAUCAAGGAGAGACGAGGAGGAGAAAAAUCGUUGCUCGUUUGAUUAUCCUUACAAUCAUUUGGUGUUUUGCAAAGAAUAGAGAAUCCGUCGUCAUUUUAUUGAUUUCAUAUCCCCUUAUGGUUUUUUUUUUUUUUUUUUCAUCCCUUAUUGUUAAAAAUAUGUAGUUGUUGGAAUUUCGUUUGUUAUAUAUGAUCUUAUUAGAAAGAGAGGGUAAUGGAGCUGCACCUGCACAUAGUUUGGCUAAAUUUGGCUGUUGUAAUUCAACCUUUAUUCUGAUUCUGUGUUUAUGCCUCUGUGGCUACAAAA
This is a messenger RNA of Camelina sativa (false flax), 2048 nucleotides long. RefSeq names its product beta-glucosidase 30. NCBI's taxonomy places the organism in Eukaryota, Viridiplantae, Streptophyta, Magnoliopsida, Brassicales, Brassicaceae. Gene Ontology annotation, molecular function: beta-glucosidase activity. Gene Ontology annotation, biological process: glucosinolate catabolic process; response to salt stress; carbohydrate metabolic process. The record is from RefSeq and is a predicted model, not a curated record.